AAACAAACCACGCGGAGCUGGUGAAGAACCGUCCCUGUACAGAAGUCAAGAAGAAGAAGAAGUGGAUGUCUGAGGAGCCAAGAAAUUCACCCAAUACAGUAACAGGCAAAGGAAUUCACACUUCAGACCCCAAAGUAAAACCAAGUUACCAACAAAGGGGUCAAAGUCAGGGUGAUCAAACUGCUGCUUCUCUUCCUUACGUCAGAGAAGCUGGAAGAAAGACUGACUUCAAUUCUUCAGAACCUCGAAGAUCAGCAUAUGUCGUCUACCGUACUGUCACCGUCAACCAAGAACCAAAGUUCAAUGGAUCUACAGCAGCACCUGAGCCAUAUGGCCAGAAAUGCUCCAAACAAAAGAAUCAGCUUGACACAAACAGAAGAUUUUGGACCCAAACCGAAAACUAUGACAAAUAUACUUCAGGAUCUUACAAUGCACCGACUUGGAGGAAACGAAAAUCACGUGCAAAAACGUUCUCUAAAACAACCGUUCAGCAGAGCCAGGAAGACAUGGAAGUGAACAGAAAGGGAGAACGAUACGUAGACAGGAGAAAGAGAUGA
This is a messenger RNA of Gymnogyps californianus (California condor), 557 nucleotides long. RefSeq lists its product as uncharacterized. The transcript has 5 exons. Lineage: Eukaryota; Metazoa; Chordata; Aves; Accipitriformes; Cathartidae. The annotation marks the transcript as partial. The record is from RefSeq and is a predicted model, not a curated record.